Ictalurus punctatus (channel catfish) is the source of this 2904-nucleotide messenger RNA. It is a transcript of the gene slc25a32b, whose product is annotated as solute carrier family 25 member 32b. The transcript is spliced from 8 exons. Gene Ontology annotation, biological process: nucleotide transport; folate import into mitochondrion. The coding region runs from base 255 to 1241 and encodes 328 amino acids. NCBI's taxonomy places the organism in Eukaryota, Metazoa, Chordata, Actinopteri, Siluriformes, Ictaluridae. Gene Ontology annotation, molecular function: FAD transmembrane transporter activity; folic acid transmembrane transporter activity. The record is from RefSeq and is a predicted model, not a curated record. Gene Ontology annotation, cellular component: mitochondrion.
AUUCAAACCACGGUUUACUUUGCUAAAUAAAUGCUACCAUAAAUGGCUGUACUAUAUUGAUUAAGCGUGCGCGUGCAGUGAAACCCUUUGUGUGUAGGGCCCCUAAAAAGGACGCGGUGAGCAGUUUGGGAUGCGGUUUAGCUAGCUAAACUAUCUAACUAACUGACAGCGUCGUGCUCGAGCCCUGACAGGAAGGGCAUUAUGUUUCCAAACGAGGAUUUUUAAAGCAGGACAGAAACAAACCGGGUGUUAGCAUGAGCUCGAGCUCCGGACAGGAACAGGGAGCCGCUGCGGCUCUCGCGGUCACCGCCGAGUCUCCGGUUCGAGGCGUCUCGGUGACGGGGAACAUCCGGAGACUUUUCAGCCACGUGCGGGUUGAAAACCUGGCCGCCGGGCUGAGUGGAGGUGUGGUGUCCACCAUGGUGCUGCACCCGCUGGAUCUGGUUAAAGUCAGGUUUGCAGUGAGCGACGGCUUGGAGCUCAGGCCGAAGUACCGCGGCAUUUGGCACUGCAUGAAGAGCAUCUGGCAGCAGGAAGGACUUCGUGGCUUGUACCAGGGGGUCACGCCGAACGUCUGGGGCGCCGGAGCUUCGUGGGGUCUUUAUUUCUUCUUUUAUAAUGCCAUCAAAGCGUAUGUCAAGGAGGGCCGUCAGACAGAGCUGAGUCCCACGGAGCACCUGGUGUCCGCAGCACAAGCAGGAGCGAUGACUCUCUGUCUCACGAACCCGAUCUGGGUGACAAAGACACGCCUGAUUCUGCAGUACAACUCCGAUCCAAGCCAAAAGCUGUACAGGGGCAUGCUGGACGCUCUGGUGAAGAUCUACCGUCAGGAAGGAGUAGCCGGACUCUAUCGGGGGUUUGUUCCCGGCCUGUUCGGGACGUCUCACGGAGCUCUGCAGUUCAUGGCAUACGAGGAGCUGAAGAGAGACUACAACAAAUACAGAAACCUGCAUUCAGACGCUAAACUGAACCCGUUAGAGUACAUUACAAUGGCGGCUUUGUCCAAAAUCUUUGCCGUGGCCACCACGUACCCGUACCAGGUGAUCCGAGCUCGCUUGCAGGACCAGCACACGAGCUACACCGGGGCGGCGGACGUCAUCCGGAGGACGUGGAGGAACGAGGGUCCUCUGGGCUUCUACAAAGGCAUGGUGCCAAACCUGAUCCGGGUGACGCCGGCCUGCUGCAUCACCUUCUUAACGUACGAGAAGGUGUCCGGCUUCCUCCUGGACCAGCACAAAUGAGACAUCCGAGAGGCGGGGGCGAUCGCAGCACGUUAGCGCCGAGAGAGAAGGAGAUGCUAGUUUAGCACCGAGAUCAAGGUCUCGCUGGGCCACGACGGAGACCACACCCCCUGACGAGAGGUGGAACGAGGGUUCUCGUGAAGCAGACAUUCUCUGGCUCUUAUACAAAGCGAAACCGAUCUGCUGCUGCCUUGAGUUUACGUGUGUAAGAUCCAUUGGAAAGACCCUGCGUCAGAACUGAAGCGACGGAUGGACGCAUUCGAAUAAAACCGAAGGGACGGUUUAGCGAGGAAAAAUCGAAUCGGUUACCUCGGAGUGUACGGUUCUUGAAGUUUCACCUCUUUAGUUUUGCACCGGGGCUGGCUAACAAGUAACGGACGCUCGAAAUCUCGUCUGUAAAUAAAGCCAGAGACCGCGUCAGGAAAACAAAGAAAACCUCCAUUCAUUAACACAGAAGUGUUUACGGCGCUCAUGUGGCGCUGCGUGACGCGUUUACGGCGUUUAAUCAUCCAUCUUCAGUAACUGCUUAAUCCUCGGUGGUUUAAAUGACUAAUUUGUUGACAUUUUGAGAAAUCGAGCCAACAUCGUUUGCUAGAAAAUAUUGCAGGUAGGGGCAAAUAAUAAUAAUAAUAAUAAUAAGUACAAGAGUGGGCAGGAUUGGUCAUACUUUCUGUUGGAGGGGGUGGGAUUAAUCAAACUUUCUGCUAAAGUGGGCGGGGUUGGUGGAACAUUCUAGCGGAGUGGGCGGGACCGGUCAGACUUUCUGCUACAGUGGGUGAGAUCAAUUCAACUUCCUGCUGCUGUGGAUGGGAUCGAUCAAUCGAUCUGCUGGAAUGGGCUGAUUAAUCUCUCUGCUCGAGUCGGGAGGGUGGAUCAAACUUGCUGAAGGAGUGAUACCCGAUUGGUCAGGAUUCCUUCAGGGGCGGAUGGGUUUUUCCUCACAGACACAGCGACCUCAAACCACACCCACAUCGACCAUGUCCAAAAGAUACAGUUUAGGAUACAGUGGGUCUUACAGUACCUUCAUUUAUGAACUAACGUGCCGUUCGUGUAACCGUGCCUCCUUGGCUCCGCCCACCUCCGAGAGGUUGAAUGUGGAAUUAUAGGGGAAAAGCUGGACGGGGUGCGUGUGUGUUCUUAUAUUUAUAUUCUAACCUUACCUUGGCGUCAUUCUGCACGGAUCACGAUGGGUAAGCAGCCACGUAGUUCUGCUUUGGACUCGUGCGGAUACCAAAAAUGUGAAAAGUUUUCAGUUUGAAGCACGUAUAAAAAAAAAAUGUUUCCCAGAUAACGACGUUGAGUUCAUCGCUCCAGUGCAAAACUAAAGAAGCGAACACCGGGCUGCCAAGAACGUCUUCUCCGAUCGGCUGUUUUUAAAGGUUUCGCGUUUGAUUUUUGCCCUAAACCGUUCCUUUCCUGCUUCAUGUCCUUAAAAAAAAACAACCUAGAAAUCAUUUGUUAUUUUUCAGGAAGACAAGUAAAGGAAUAAUAGGACGUAAUGUUUGGAGAGAAAGACGCACAGUGGUGUGAAGUGCAUCUAAUUUAUGUUCAUUAUUUAUUGAAAGUCUUAUUUAAAAAACAAAAAAAACAAAAACUGCAUUCUCAACAUCUUUAUUACCAUGAGUUACUGAGAUGCUAAUAAUAAAAAUCAGAGAGCUACGUA